This is a messenger RNA of Aspergillus clavatus NRRL 1, 702 nucleotides long. RefSeq names its product protein tim21 (gene tim21). Gene Ontology annotation, cellular component: TIM23 mitochondrial import inner membrane translocase complex. The record is from RefSeq and is a predicted model, not a curated record. The transcript has 5 exons. Lineage: Eukaryota; Fungi; Ascomycota; Eurotiomycetes; Eurotiales; Aspergillaceae. The coding region runs from base 1 to 702 and encodes 233 amino acids. Gene Ontology annotation, biological process: protein import into mitochondrial matrix.
AUGAGUCGCCAUCUCGUCCCCAAGGCAUCGACGUCGACCGCGUUGCUCCUGCGCCCGGCAUUUCCCCGCACGGCGAGCCUGACCCGGUUCUAUGCAACCCAUAGCGAUCUCGGGGGAGGAUCUGGUCCCAAGGCGGCGCCGAGAAGAAGACAUGUGACGGUUCUCUCCGACGAUGGGCGGUAUGAGUGGGGUGAUUUGAGUGGGAGGGAAAAGGUCGCGCGGGCGACGCAGCAGUCGAUCAAUUUUCUCGUUAUCGUGGCUGGGGCGGUUCUGACGGGCGGAGUGUUCUACUUGCUGUACACCGAGGUCCUCUCCCCGAACAGCAGGACAUGGCAGUUCGAGAAGGCGGUUGAACGCAUCAAGGACGAUUCGCGGUGUACGGAUCUUCUCGGAGAUCGGAGAGAGAUCAAGGCGUAUGGGGAGAGCACGGGGAGCAGAUGGGAGCGGAACAGGCCUAUCGCGACUUCGGCCUUCAAGGACCGCAUGGGUCGCGAGCAUAUGAAGAUGCACUUUCAUGUUGAGGGACCGCGCAACUCGGGAAUCGUGAUUGUGCAUAUGAUGAAGCCGCUGGAUAAGACUGAGUGGGAAUAUCUGCUUCUUGCGUUGGACGUCAAGGGACAUUCUCGUGUCAUCCUGGAGCAAGCGCAAGAGAAACCCGGCGUCGCCAAGGCAUUGAAGAUCUUCGGCAUCCAAUGGCGUUGA